Messenger RNA from Python bivittatus (Burmese python), 878 nucleotides. The record is from RefSeq and is a predicted model, not a curated record. Lineage: Eukaryota; Metazoa; Chordata; Lepidosauria; Squamata; Pythonidae.
ACAGUGCAGGCUGAAAAGAUGAGGAAGGCAGCAAGAACCACCUGUUCUUGCAAAAUAUGAUCUGUAUAUUUUGGCAGUGAAAACUGCAUAGAUCUUGGACCUGGAUCGCUUUGCAUCAAUGGCAUCUCUUGCUCUUGACAAACUAAGAAAAUAUUUAUUCACCAUCCUCAUACAGAAAGAGAAGAGUUUUAGAAAUGAUACUAUGUUGAUACUUGCUCAUUCGAAUGAGCAUAUUUAUUAUGAGUGUCUUUCCUUUCAUUAUAAGCGACAUCACAUAUAUCGCUUCUACCAAUAAUUAUUGAGGAAGAAGAAAAACAACUCAAAAUAAUUUGCACAUGCUUUUUCCGUUUAAACUGAGCAUCCAUUUUCUAGCCAAAUCCCGAGAAUGGCUGAGGAUUGCAUUUUUCUAGAUACGGAAUUCAGUGACUUUAUUCUUUGUAAUGUCUCUACUGAUCAACAUACUAAUUUCUCUCUCUCGGGUGAGGACUUGUUUUAUUACAGAUUCCUAUAUGCAAUUCCUGCUAUUUAUGGGAUCAUCAUUUUGAUUGGGCUGGUUGGCAAUAUCACCCUGAUCAAAAUCUUUUGUACAGUAAAGUCUAUGAGAAAUGUCCCUAAUUUGUUCAUUUCCAGUCUGGCUUUUGGAGACUUGCUUCUUUUGAUCACCUGUGUUCCUGUGGAUGCUAGUAGAUUCUUGUCUCCUGAAUGGCUCUUUGGUCGAGUUGGAUGUAAACUUAUCCCUUUUAUCCAGCUUACUUCAGUGGGGGUGUCAGUCUUCACCCUCAUGGCUCUCUCUGCGGACAGCUCCAGGAUGGGCCAUCCACCACAGUCAGAAGGCAGGAAUGGAUAACAUCAUGUUCUCCCUACCUUCAUCAUGCCGG